AAGACACAAAAUCCCUCCAAUAAUUUUUUGUCUACUCCUUCCUCAACAAGCUUUGUAAAAAAAUUUCAACAAAAAAAAUCCCCCUUUCAAAUUCCUUAGGGUUCUUAUAUAAAUCAAAAUCUCACAAUUUUAUCUCCAUUUUCUCCGCCUAGCUUACUUGUUCUCGAAGAUUCAGUACCUAGAAAGGUUCGGCCCUUCCCCGAAUUCCGCGCAUAUCUGGUGUUUUAGUGCAUCUUGCUGCGCGAAUCCCGCGUAUAUCUGGUGUUUUAUUGCAUCGUGCUGCCCGAAUCCCGCAUAUAUCUGUGUUUUAGUGCAUCGGUCUGUCCUUUUGUUAUUCAGUAACGUGAAAGGUUUGGCCGUUCCGUUUUCCAGAGCCGGUGUAUAGCAGUAGUUUUAGUGCAUCGUGCUGCCUGAAACCUGCGUAUAUCUGGUGUUUUAGUGCAUCGUGCUGCCCGAAUCCUACGUAUAUCUGGUGUUUUAGUGUAUCGUGCUGCCCGAAUCCUGCGUAUAUCUGGUGUUUUAGUGCAUCGUGCUGCCCGAAUCCUGCGUAUAUCUGGUGUUUUAGUGCAUUGUGCUGCCCGAAUCCUGCGUGUAUCAAGUGUUUUAGUGCAUCGUGCUGCCCUAAUCCUGCAUAUGUCGAGUGUUUUAGUGCAUCGUGCUGUCCCUUUUUAUUCAGUAGCGUGAAAGGUCUGGCUGUUCCAUUUCCCGGAGCCAGUGUAUAGCAGUAGUUUUAGUGCACAGAACUAUACUUUUGUUCGGUAAGGAGAAAGGUCUGCCUGUUACCUGAAUCCCCCGUAUAUCAGGUGUUUUAGUGCAUCGUGCUGUCCUUUUAUUCAGUAACGUGAAAGGUGGUUCGGUAGGGAGAAAGGUCUGGCCGUUCCCCGAGGUAUAGCAGGAGUUUUAGUGCAUUGGACAUUACUUUUUAUUCAGUAACGUGAAAGGGAGCCAGUGUAUAGCAGGAGUUUUAGUGCAUUGGAUAGUACUUUUUAUUCGGUAACGUGAAAGGUCUGGCCGUUCCUUUCCCUGAGUCAGUGUAUAGCGGGAGUUUUACUUUUAUUCGGUAAGGAGAAGAAGCUCCGAAUGACUGAAGAUAUGUUACAGCUAGACCCUUCGAAGACUUUUGAUGGUGUUCGUUUUGUUCUGCUCGGAUUUGACCCUAUUGGAAAGGGGCAGAUUCGGUCCAAGCUUGUAGAGGGUGGUGGAGUUGAUAGAAGUAAAUAUGGACCAGAUUGCACCCAUCUUAUUGUUGAUGGUAUCAUCUACGAUGACCCCAUAUGUGUUGCUGCUCAGCAGUCUGGAAAAAUAGUUGUUACCAGCUUGUGGGUUGCACAUAGUUUUGAUCUGGGAAUGCUUGUUGAUCACGAUUCUGUCAUGUACAGACCUCCAAGAAGUUUGAAUGGAAUCCCAGGUGCUAAAUCACUGAUAAUCUGCUUAACUGGGUACCAGCGGCAAGAUCGAGAUGAUAUUAUGACAAUGGUGGGACUAAUGGGUGCAAACUUUUCAAAGCCGUUGGUGGCAAACAAAGUCACUCAUCUCAUAUGCUACAAAUUUGAGGGGGAGAAAUACGAGCUUGCCAAGAAAAUGAAGACGAUUAAGCUUGUUAAUCACCUGUGGUUGGAGGAUUGUUUAAAGUCUUGGGAAAUCCUUCCGGAAGCAGAGUAUGAUAAGAGUGGGUAUGAGUUGGAGAUGAUGGAAGCUGAAGCCAAAGAUUCUGAAGAUGAAAAUGAGGGCAUUGCUGCAAAUAGGUCUGGUGAGACAAUAGCUAUCAUGGGUCCUGAAAAUCCAAGAAGUCCUAAUCAAAUCCUUGUGAAGCAAGAAACCUCUAUGCCCUCUACAAACGUUUCAGACUUGAGCCCCUUUAGAGGUUUGUCAGGUCUUGGGAACACAAAAAGGCUGUCAUUAUCUGCUUCAAAACAGUCAAACUCUGACCACGUUUCGGCCUUUAACGAAUCUCCCAAUAGGCAUGCUGAGAUGCUUAAUUCCAACUUCUGUAGAACAACUGAAGAACUGCCAUCUAGCAUGCGACAAAAUGAAAGUGAUCUGGGUUACGUUUCAAGUAGUGCCAGGAAGUCUCCUCAUUCUCGUUCGUCCAGAGAAAUACCAAGGAAAUUCAGUUCUCCCAUGACCUCUGAACAAAUGAAGAAUUGUGCAGGAAGUCCCCCCGCUACUACUGAAGCAGGCAUAGAGUUUGAUUGCUUUAACCUGUCCUCUCAGGGAGGAAAGGAGAAGAGUGAGUUGGGUGUAAAAACUCCAAAGAAUUUGUCGUUUUCUGGGAAGGCUAAAAGCAGUAAACUGCCUGAGAAAAGGAAGAUGGGCAUUUCCGACAGUAGCUUCAAGUCACCAAGGAUUGUUAAUAAUCCAGAAAGCAUACUAGAUGUUUAUUUGCCGGCAAAUCGUUCUGAAGAGUUGGUAAACACGUCUAAGUUACAUAGUCCAAGCCAUGAAGACAGUCAUCUUUCGUUUAGGAACACUGCUCCUCACUUUGACAAGGAUGUAACUUUUGAUACCAUGCAACAUCGUGAUUCAACCAUUUCCAAUCCCGUGACACUAAGCACUAGGCGAGGGCAUGAUGAUCAUGCACCUCAAAGUGGCACUUGUAUGAUCAUGGGGUCGAAAGGGACUAAUCAUGCUAGUCGUGAUGUUAAUGGGCCAUCGGAUGAACGACAAGAUGUCCCAUCUCCAGUUAAAGAAACAAGAGAUAACCUGAAGUCUGUACUGGAUGAGUUCGAUAAAGCUGGAGAUGAUUCUAUGUCAGGGUCUAAGACAUUGAAGAAAAGAUCGCUUUCCAAGAAGACACUCGGAUCAAGACAAAGUCUCAGUAAAGGGGGUGCUAGAAAUCAGAAAGGUUCUUUGCUCAACAAGCCUGUUCUGAUGAGUGAUUCAGCUGCUUCCAGUGGAGGGAGAGGGGAGACAGAGCACCAAAAUAUCUUAUUCUCUACAAAGGGUGAGGUUCUCCCUGCAGAUAAUGCAGAUUCGAGCAAAGAGAUCGAAAGAAAUAAUUUUUCAAAUUCAGAAAAAGAAGCUGCCAAAACAAAUGAAUCCCUAAAUGAUGAUACUGAGGCUCCAGAGGACCAAGAAGCUGAGGAGUUAAAUGUUCCAAAAGAGAAGUCUACUGAUACUGAAGCACAACAUUUAGCGCUUCAAUCAACGGAGAAGAAAUCAAAUGUGAACAAGGUGGUAAAUAAGAAUGACCGUAAGGAUAUUGCAAAGAGACCAAGUACAAAGCACAACAAAUCUGAAACUCAAAAUGUUUUUUCUGACAAGGAGAUUGAAUCAACUUCUGUGGGGAAAGCUUCAGAUCCAAAAGAGAAGUCUACUGAUACUGAAGCACAACAUUUAGCGCUUCAAUCAAUGGAGAAGAAAUCAAAUGUGAACAAGGUGUUAAAUAAGAAUGACCGUAAGGAUAUUGCAAAGAGACCAAGUACAAUGAACAAUAAAUCUGAAACUCAAAAUGAUUUUUCUGACAAGGAGACAGAAUCAACUUCUGUGGGGAAAGCUUCAGAGGAGAAAGUUCCCAAAGAUCCAAAAUGUCCGAAGAAGAAUAGCAAGAAAACUAGUUUAGUUACUAAAAGAGCUGCCGUUUCUGUAGAAGGCACAGAAAGGAAGAAGUGCAGAACUGAUAGAAACAAGGUAGAAGCAAAGAAAGGAAAAGGGUCUCCAUCUGAAACUGGAAAAGCCACAGUAAUUUCAACUGAGCAUCAAUUAAAGAGCUCCAUGGAUGUGGAGAAGGAGAACGUACCUGUUAUUGGAUGCCAGAACGCGAGUCAUAAUGAAAAUGAGGCUGACAGUUCUGCUUAUGAUAAAAAGUCUCGCUCAUUGCAGGUUACAAAAGUACGAAGUGAGCCUAGGUGGUUUAUAGUUAGUGGGCAUCGGCUACAAAGGAAAGAGUUUCAGCAGGUUAUCAAGCGAUUGAAAGGGAAAGUGUGCAGAGAUUCUCACCAAUGGUCAUAUCAGGCAACCCAUUUCAUUGUUCCUGCUCCAGUACGAAGAACAGAGAAAUUUUUUGCUGCUGCAUCCUCUGGAAGGUGGAUCUUAAAGACAGAUUAUUUAACUGCUUGCGUUGAGGCUGGAAAAUUAUUAGAUGAGGAGUCGUAUGAAUGGCACAAAAAGGGAUUGACUGAAGACUUAGCAAUCAACUUAGAGGCCCCAAGAAAGUGGCGACUUCUGAGGGAGAGGACUGGACAUGGCGCAUUAUAUGGCAUGAGGAUAAUCAUAUAUGGAGACUGCAUUGUACCACCACUGGAUACAUUGAAGCGUGCAGUCAAGGCAGGAGAUGGCACUAUAUUAGCAACUUCUCCUCCUUAUAGUCGAUUCCUUGAGUCAGGCGUUGACUUUGCCAUUGUUAGUGAGGUCAUGCCCCGCUGUGACAAGUGGGUUCAAGAAUUCUUAAGGCAUGAGAUACCUUGUGUAUUACCUGAUUACUUGGUGACUUAUGUGUGCAAACCUGGUUAUCCCCUCAACAAUUAUGUGCAAUACAACACUCAUGCCUGGGCAGAAAGGUCACUGAAAAAACAUGGCCAUCGCUUGGAAGAGAUUGUUGAGGAGAUGGUGCAAUCAGAUGACAGUAGUAACGAUAUAGCAUGCCAGGUAUGUGGGUUGCCUAACAGGGAGGAUGUAAUGCUGAUCUGUGGUGACGAAAGUGGUUCUCGUGGAUGUGGCAUUGGCAUGCAUGUAGAUUGCUGUGAUCCUCCUCUCGAGUGUGUUCCAGAGGACGACUGGUUUUGCCCAGAGUGUAGCAAGAACAAAAGCAACACAAGUACCAAAAAGAAGUCCAAAAAAGGGUCGUCUACUUCAAAGAAAAAGUGAUAAGCUGUCCUCCGGCUAAGCCGCUAAGGUCUGUAUUAUAGUUCCAGUCAAGUUUAGUAUAUUUAGAUUAGUGAAAUGUACAAAAAUAAUUAUUCGUGUCACAGCAUCCGAUGCUGUCCUAGAAGUCGUCGAUUUUCAAUGUUGUGUAAAAUCAUCUCUUGAAGGUUUUCCCAGGCCAAGCUUUGCAUCACAUUUGCCUAGUGGAGAUGAAACUUUUAUUUCACCCUUCAUGCCUUUUUCUGUAACUGUGUUGUAUUUAAGAUAACACUACAUGUUUCACCCUUUCAUGAUUUUGCACAUUGUGAAAACUUCCUGUACUUUGAAUA
Messenger RNA from Capsicum annuum, 5132 nucleotides. Its product is annotated as BRCT domain-containing protein At4g02110. Lineage: Eukaryota; Viridiplantae; Streptophyta; Magnoliopsida; Solanales; Solanaceae. The record is from RefSeq and is a predicted model, not a curated record. The transcript is spliced from 10 exons. The coding region runs from base 1081 to 4806 and encodes 1241 amino acids.